This is a messenger RNA of Acaromyces ingoldii, 1647 nucleotides long. RefSeq lists its product as hypothetical. Bases 1 to 1647 code for a protein of 548 amino acids. The transcript has 2 exons. The record is from RefSeq and is a predicted model, not a curated record. NCBI's taxonomy places the organism in Eukaryota, Fungi, Basidiomycota, Exobasidiomycetes, Exobasidiales, Cryptobasidiaceae.
AUGCCUUCUUUGCUUAAAGCGAAGCUGCGCGAGUACGACACGGCAAUCGCGACGUCGCCGGUCCGCCAUGCUAUUUUUAACCGGCCAUUCACGCAGCUGGUCAAAAAGACCGAGGUCCUCCUCGACCAGAUCACGGGCGCCACCCUGCCGCCCGAGGUGCUGCAAGAGGAACGCGAGCGUGAGCUGCGCGAGCGUGCACUCACCUGCCGCGGUUGCAAGAGCACCUAUGGCGACGAAAAGGGUCUUCGCUCGCAUCAUGCCCUGUUCCCGUCGCACAUCAACCCGCCGAGGAAGCCAAAACCUUCCAGGCGUCCGCACCGUUCCCAAUCGACGUCAGAUGCCCUCUCGCAAGCUACGAACAAACCGGUGCUUCCACCAACGGCAUCGGCCCGGGAGCAGGAGAGACCUGCGAUGAAGCAUUCCUCGUCCGCCGCAGACGUCCUCGGUCUUUCUCCUUCCUCCAUUGACCCGAGCCAUGAACAGCCAGCAGACGACUACAGGGCCCACUUCUCGCCCCUCAACGCUGACGGUGAUGUUCCCCCUCCUUCGGUGCCGACUCGACGGUUGCCCCAAAUCGAAGACCACGAUAAGGACCUGCUGCCUCAUGCUCGUCGCAACUACGACGCCGGUGCUGCUUCUGCUGCCCGUAGGCUUCCCGUCGGGGCCUCUCCGCCCUCGAUAACGAGCAUCACUCGCUCCGCUAGCGAGAGUGCUUUGAACGCCCUGCAGUCCAUCGUUGGCCACGAUGAGAAGGAUGUAGGCGAACAAGAGUCGAGGCCCGCGCUCGCACAAUCUCCUUCCUUCAGCAACGUUAUUCGCGCUGUCAUUGCGACGGGUGCCACCGGACCCUCUGGACAGGCCGUCAUGGCGUCGACGGCUCCCGACUCGCCGCUAAAUGCGGCGCGCUCUUCACCAGCGGACGCUUGGAUCCCUCUGCCUGAUGAGGAGGCUGUUCCUUCUGCCAAGGCUGCCGCGCCGAAGCCAACUGCCUCUGCUGGCAGGACGCGCAAGGGCAGCUUGAGCGCCCUCAAGACGCUAGCCUCCACGCCGCUGGCUGCUCCAACUGCACCUUCUGCCUCUGUAACGUUCGGCGCCACGCCAGCCACGGGUCCCGUCACUGGCCUCACGUCUUUCAGUGACGCUUCCGUCCCAGCAGCCGUUCAGGAUGGAAAGGGCACAUCAGCCAAGAGCCAGACGAUGCCAGUCAUCCGGCGAAAGAACACGAAUCCGUUCCUCUACCAACUGUUUGACGCUGCCUCGCCUAUCUCGCCUCCUGCAUCCCCACAGGCCUUCUUGGCUAGCCGCACGCCGCCGCUGGAUCCCUCGACGCCGCGCACCCCUCUCUCGCCCAAGAAUCCCUUCUCGAGGCUGCUCGACGACGACUUUUACGACGAUCAAGACGCUGAAGAGGCCCCUCAGACGCCUGGAGACACACUCAGCUACACCAGACGAAAGCCAGUGCCUGCAGCCGCAAGCGUGUACGCCAAAGAACACGAGAGAAUUUUUGCAGCGGCGGAGCGAAGUGCGCCUGUUUCUUCUCCUCACUUUGACGCCUUCCUGGCUGCCAACGAAGAGCCAGAGUCUCCGACCGCCAAGUUCCACGCCGGUGCCAUCUCCCAAGAGGAGUACCUAAGCUCGUUCUUCUGA